UAUUCCUACAUCCUGGUGGCAUUUGGCCCAUUCCCCGCAUUCCUCAAACUAUGGGUGGAACUCAUCAUCAUCCGACCCGCCAUACAAACAGUGGUGGCUCUCACGUUCGCCGAGUACGCCACAAAACCGUUCUUUGCUGACUGCGAGGCGCCUGCGAAUGCCAACCGACUCCUUGCUGCUGCUUGCCUGUGCUUGCUCACAUACAUCAACUGUGCCAGCACAAAAGCAGCAACUCGUGUCCAAGACAUUUUCUCAUUUGCCAAGGUCGGGGCACUGAUCGUCAUCAUUAUUGCUGGUGUAUUUCACAUGGCACAAGUAAGAAAGAGUCCAUCUGCAUUGAGUGAGCUUCACCCACUCGGUAAAUCUAGCCUUGGUGAAUUUUUGAAAUUUCUGGAUUGCCCCAUUGAAAUUUUAUUCCACAGCGUCUUGUUUCAAGCUGUAGAUGUGAUUAAAGGGGAUGAAUUCAUUAGGAAUCUGCCGCGUGCUAUAUACAUCAGCAUGCCGUUGGUAACGCUGAUCUACAUGCUGACAAAUUUGGCCUACUUUGCUGUCGUGUCUGAUGCCGAGAUCAGAGCGUCUCCAGCCACUGCUAUCUCAUUUGGAGUGCGAAUGUUUGGAUCCUGGAGUUGGAUCAUUUCCGUAUUCGUGGCUCUGUCAACUUUCGGAGGAGUGAAUGGCAUGAUACUGGUGGCAUCUAGACUCUUUUGGGCUGGAGCGCAAGAAAAUCAACUGCCCCAGUUCUUUUCCUACAUCCAUCACCAGAGGGAGACUCCUAUCCCCACCAUUUUGUUCUCUUGUAUGUUGUCACUCCUGUUGCUGGCAGGCAAAGACAUUGGUGCCUUGAUCAACUACUUGAGCUUUGUGCUUUGGCUGUCCUGUGGUGCAGCAGUUGCAGGACUUCUGUACUUGAGGAAAACUAUGCCAAAUGCACCAAGACCAAUCAAAGUCAGCCUUGUGUGGCCCUUUUUAUUCCUGAUUGCUUGUGCCUUCCUGGUUUUCUUUCCUCUGUAUGCCUCACCUGGUGACACUGGAAUGGGUCUCUUGAUCAUGAUGACAGGAGUUCCAGUUUACUUCACGUUCGUUUACAAGCACAGGUUUUCCGAGCGCAUAUCAAAAAAAUUCCAAUGGUUCGCAAAUUUCCAACAAAAGCUGCUGCUCUUGUUGAAACCGGCGACUGAGGAAGAAAUGGUGCCACUGCGAAGCAAAGGUGGUGUCACUGACGACGACGACGACGACGACGAACCCGUGAAAUUGGCAAAAUCAAACGACGACAGCGACGAUUCCAACAUAGUAACAAAACGUGUCGUCAAUUAA
Notodromas monacha is the source of this 1314-nucleotide messenger RNA. The record is from the annotation of a GenBank genome assembly. NCBI's taxonomy places the organism in Eukaryota, Metazoa, Arthropoda, Ostracoda, Podocopida, Cyprididae.